AUGGGUCCGAGUCCCCCAGGCCAAGCAAGGCUAGAAUUGACAUUCGAUAUUCGGUAUGAUAGUCAAGAGAUCUAUGAAGAAUACAAGUCGGAUUGGAAAAUACGAUGGGCCCUGGUUAAUCUAUACGCCAAACAUGGCCUGCCCUAUACUAAAGACGUAGAACGUCAGGUCAUCGAGAGAGAGCGGACCGUAAGAGAAUGGGUCACGGUAUAUUUGCCAAAGGACAGCCCAAUUAAUAUCGAGACUUUGCGAAAAGUGGAGCCGCGUGUGUGGAAUUCCGAGUACAAGUUCACGGUUUACAUUACGGGCGCAAUACAUUGA
Messenger RNA from Penicillium samsonianum, 321 nucleotides. RefSeq lists its product as uncharacterized. The transcript is spliced from 4 exons. The record is from RefSeq and is a predicted model, not a curated record. The coding region runs from base 1 to 321 and encodes 106 amino acids. NCBI's taxonomy places the organism in Eukaryota, Fungi, Ascomycota, Eurotiomycetes, Eurotiales, Aspergillaceae.